Peronospora belbahrii is the source of this 354-nucleotide messenger RNA. The record is from the annotation of a GenBank genome assembly. NCBI's taxonomy places the organism in Eukaryota, Oomycota, Peronosporomycetes, Peronosporales, Peronosporaceae.
AUGGCAAAAACUCCUUCCAAGAAAGCUGCGAAGACAGUUGCCAAGACUGGCAAAGGCAAAGGACGUGGUAAGAAACGAGUUGAAUCGUACUCAACUUACAUUUACAAGGUCUUGCGUCAAGUGCAUCCUGAUACCGGAAUUAGCAAGCGUGGUAUGUCGAUCAUGAACUCGUUCAUUAAUGAUGUGUUUGAGCGUAUUGCGUCGGAAGCUGGUAAAUUGUCACGCUACAAUAAAAAGUCGACACUAUCCAGUCGUGAAAUUCAGACGGCCGUGCGUCUUAUGCUUCCUGGUGAGCUUGCAAAGCACGCCGUGUCGGAAGGAACAAAGGCGGUGACAAAGUUUACAUCAGCUUAG